CAAACCUAAUGAACACUGCCAACAAUUAUGUUAGAGUAAAUUGAUGAGUCAAUUACAAGUUUAUAAUAGUCCAUAUGAAGUUUUAAAUCCUAUACAUUUAUAAUGGCUCCGGCUCUUAGUUCCAAUUCAUAUAUCCUUGCCACUGCACCUCAUUCAAGAAUCUCUCUUAAAAAUUCAAGACUCACUGCAUUAGGUGCCAAGAAUGCUGGAAGUUUUCGGGUGAUUAAGGCCAAGGCUGUGACCGAGGAUCAAGAAAGCAAACCUGCAAAGUCGAAUCCAUUCCAAUUCGACUUUGGUAAGAUACCUGAUGUAAAAUCAUUGAUGCCAGUUGUUAAGAAUCCGUCCUCAGGCUUGUCAUUUGGCCAAAGAAGUAAAGACCCUAACACAGUUUUCGUUGCUGGUGCAACUGGUCAAGCUGGAAUACGGAUAGCACAGACACUAUUGCGUAAAGGUUUCAGCGUAAGAGCUGGCGUUGCAAAGCUCUCUGCUGCUCAGGAGCUUGCUCAAUUGGCUGCAAAGUACAAGAUAAUCUCUGUGGAGGAAUCAAAGCGUCUUAAUGCUGUUGAAUCCACAUUUGAAGAUGCAGAAUCCAUCGCAAAGGCGAUAGGCAAUGCUGGUAAAGUUGUCGUCACAAUUGGUCCCACUGAAAACGGUGCCACCUCAGCUGUCACUGCAUCGGAUGCCUUACAAGUCAUUCAGGCUGCUGAUUUGGCGGGAGUUGGCCACGUGGCAAUAGUAUAUGAUGGAUCCUCCGCGGCAACCAACAAUGUACUUGAUGGUUUCUCAUCUUUCUUUAACAAUUUGUUCUCGAGAUCACAGCCUUUUACAAUUGCAGAGUUUAUCCAAGGUCUGGUAGAGACAGAUAUCAGUUAUACACUAAUUAAAGCUAGCUUGACGGAGGAUUUUUCACCCGAAAGUUCAUACAACAUCGUUGCCUCAGCUGAAGGGAGGGACAGUACAAACGACUACAAAGUAGCUAAAUCUCAGAUCGCGUCUUUGGUGGCUGAUGUUUUCUCCAAUACAGCUCUGGCAGAAAACAAGGUUGUGGAAAUUUAUACCGAUCCAGCAGCGCCAGCAAGGUCCUUUGAUGAGCUUCUUGGGCCGAUUCCUGAAGAUGGUAGAAGAAAAGCUUAUGCUGAUAAGAUUGCUAACGAAGCAGCUCUUGAAGCGACUGAAAAAGCAAAGCAAGCCGCGGCAGAAAAGCUGAAAGAAGAGACAAAAGUCCUAGCAUCACAGGAGGCACAGGGUGAUGAAAAAGCACAAGAGAAAGCAUCAGCUUCUGCUGAAAGCCUCUUGGCUAAAGCCAAGGACAUGAGUUCAAGCUUCUCUUGGGACAAAUUUAGUUCACAACUUGCAACUGCAGUUCAAAAUGCUGAGGAGGAACCAAAAGUUCAGAUUGCAACAGUCCGGGGACAGGCCAGGGCUCAGAAAUUGCCUUCUAAAAAAGCCGUCAUGAAAAAGACCCCUCCAUCAAAAAGGAAAGAGGCUCCCAAGCCAAAAGCUGAACAAGCAGAGUCUGAAGUGCAGGUGAGGAAUGUAUUUGGUGGACUUUUUAAGCAAGAAACUAUCUACAUUGAUGAUGAUUGAUGAAAAGAGUAGUGAUUUCUUCUUGAAUGUUUAAGCAAACAUCGUUCAAAUAGAAAACAGGAAUAGAAAUAAUAUAAAUAACAAAGUGGGCUGAGCUAAAUGGGACUGGUCACUUUUUAUAAGUUGGUGCAACGCUAGAUUAAAGAAAGUGUCUGAUCGUUUCUGAA
Molecule: messenger RNA, 1754 nt
Organism: Daucus carota subsp. sativus
Lineage: Eukaryota; Viridiplantae; Streptophyta; Magnoliopsida; Apiales; Apiaceae
Product: protein PLASTID TRANSCRIPTIONALLY ACTIVE 16, chloroplastic
Exons: 5
Coding region: 103-1587 (494 amino acids)
Source: RefSeq, a predicted model, not a curated record